AAUCUUUAAUUUGAAGCAGAUUUUUUUGGCCGUGUUUUCCAGGUCCAGUCACAUGCGGGGAGUGACUCCGGAUCUGUGUGUCAGUACGGGGUCAGCCAGUCCCUCCGGCAGACGGUCCAUUAUACGGUGAGUCAGUCUGAAUCACUUCUCUGUCCAACAUCACCAAGAAAAGUUGGCAGAGACCUCAGAGGAGCCUCACCGGGCAGAGCUGGAUGUGAUCGACGAGACAGAAUACCCAACAGAGGAGACAGAAUACCCUACAGAGGAGACAGAAUACCCUACAGAAGAGACAGAAUACCAUACAGAGGAGACAGAAUACCCUACAGAGGAGACAGAAUACCCUACAGAAGAGACAGAAUACCCUACAGAAGAGACAGAAUAUCCUACAGAGGAGAAAGAAUACCCUAUAGAAGAGACAGAAUACCCUACAGAAGAGACAGAAUACCCUACAGAAGAGACAGAAUACCCUACAGAAGAGACAGAAUACCCUACAGAGGAGACAGAAUACCCUACAGAGGAGAAAGAAUACCCUAUAGAAGAGACAGAAUACCCUACAGAACCCUACAGAACAGACAGAAUACCCUACAGAGACAGCCGGCAGCGUGUGCUGGACCCUGAGGUGGGGGUACUCUAUAGGGGGUACUACACAUAUAUAUGGAAGAGGUGUGAGAAGAUAUUCUAUACUGACCCCCCCAGGACAGCCAGAGAGAGGAGAAUAUACUGAAUACUCAAUAAUAACCUCUCAGGAGGACCACAGAGAAGAUAACACCCUAUAUAAUCUAUACUGGACGGAUACAGAGAAGAUAUCAUUCUAUAUAUUCUAUACUGGACUUUCAGAGGAAAAGCAGAGAAGAUAAUACCCUAUAUAAUCCAUAUGGGACUUUAGGGAGGAGAUAACACCCUAUAUAAUCUAUACUGGACUCCCAGAAGAAGCGCAGAGAACAUAAUACCCUGUAUAAUCUAUACUUGGCUUCAAGAAGGAGAUAACACCCUAUAUAAUCCAUAUUGGACACGGAGAAGGCAGAACACAAGCAAAAGUCGGAGCGGAGUCGAUAUGAGAAUGGCGGCGUACCUGGCUGUGGCGCUGGUUGUCCUGAGUGUCAUCGCAGAGGCGGAGGGAUCCAGAGACAGAGCGGUGCGGAGCUCCGCCCCUGCGGAGCCCAUGAGGAGGCGGGGUUCUGUGACUCAGCGGGGGCGGAAGAAGACAAUCUGGUCCUAUAAUCCCGGACACCGCUCCCUGGCCUUCCUGGUUGCUGGAGAAAUAGAAGUGGUUUCCCCUCCCCCGGGGGAUGCGGUGACCGGAGCGGAGUAUCGAUGCCUCGGCUGCUGCGGGGAGAGAACGCCAUUUGGGAGUAAAACCACCUCCAGCCCGCAGCCAUCGAACAGAGUCGGCCGGCUCGUCUUACGCCCCGAUGGUUUAGCGGUGAUUGGAACAGAACCGAACUCUGUGAACGACCGGUGCCUGGGCUGCUGCGAGGACAGCGUGACUCCCAUCAAUGGAGUGACGACAACGGUGACUACGAGCGGCACCACCACCGCCACCACCACCACCACCACCAAGGCCGGGGUGGUCAUGAAGGUCCCAAUAACAGGCAGACAGAGGGUGUGGCAGGCCCCGCGGGGAGCGCCCUAUGAGAACCCCAAUUGGAGAUUUGAAUCUUCCAGUUCCAGUGAAGAGAUCUCCAGGGUCAGGCAUCCUCCACGGCGCAGCAGAUUUCAGCCAAUCAGAAGCAGGGUGGAAGAACGCUGCCGCCAUCUUGGCUGUAGAUCUCCUCUUGGGUCCAUUGUGGAUGAUUCCAGCUCCAGCGAGGAGGACUGAUCUGCCGAUGGGGGGCCGGCGCUGUUCUCUGACCGUAUUCCCGGGAGAGGAGGUCUUUUGGCCGGAUGAUAGGCCGGGCUCAUCGGAGGCGUCCGUCCGUCUGUCGCACGUUCACCAGUAUUCAGUCAUUGUAGUGGUAGUGACACAUUAUGCAAAUUAGCUAGACAGGAAAGGGGGCGUGUACCUAAUUAUUAUAUUUUCACAACAUGAUCGAUAACCCACAAGGGCGCAUUAUAGGAAACACCAAUCACCAGUGACCAACCUCAUAUCAUCCUGUUAGAGCGUCAGCUCUGCGGCUCAGCCUGCUUUGUGUGACGGCUCUGCUGACUGCGGAGUAGGGGGAGGGGGGGAGGGGGAGGGGUAACUUUAAUAAAGUGGAGAAUUAAUAAUAUAUAUAAUUCUGUCUUCUGUCCUGUAUACAGACAUCAAUAAAUAUUACAAUGUA
Rana temporaria (common frog) is the source of this 2264-nucleotide messenger RNA. RefSeq lists its product as uncharacterized. The transcript is spliced from 8 exons. Bases 1055 to 1819 code for a protein of 254 amino acids. The record is from RefSeq and is a predicted model, not a curated record. NCBI's taxonomy places the organism in Eukaryota, Metazoa, Chordata, Amphibia, Anura, Ranidae.